CCUCUCCCGAUAUUCUCGGUACACGCGUCCUCGUUUCGCGCUUCAAAACCAAUGCGCAACGAAACAAGGUCAAAGGCAACAUCCUUGACAAACUUACCGGAUUGGCCGGUCUGAUAGUGAAUAUGUGGAUUCUCCAUAAGAGUUUUCACGUCGGAUAACCAAUUGCUGUUUCGUUCGAUAACCGGAUCGGAAAAAUUUAUCACACUGCUAAUAACCGGCAUAAUCAUAGGAUUUUGCAAUUUUUUAGCACAGUUUUUUUGUUUCGAUCGAAUUUAAAUAUCUUUGCUGUAAGAUUCGCCGCUGCAAAGCAGUAUAUUUUAUUCAUGAACAGUAUAGGCGAGACGUGCAAUGAACUAAAACAACAAUAUGAUUCUUGUUUCCACACGUGGUUUUCUGAGAAAUUCUUGAAAGGAAGUCUACAAGCGUAUAACGUAUGAAACUCUGAGAGAGGGAGAGAAAGCAAAAGCGCAACAUGGAGCAUUGCAGUGAAUUGAAACAGAAAUACGACGCCUGUUUCAAUAGUUGGUUCUCUGAAAAAUUUUUAAAAGGCGAUACCAAUGAUUCAGUAUGUGCCUCCUUGCUUAAAGUCUAUAAAGAUUGCGUAGCGAAAGCCAUGAAGGAGCAGCAUAUUGAGUUCAAAGAAAUAGAGACAAAUUAUUUAGAAACAGAAAAAGAAAAGAAACAUAGUUGACAAGAAAAUGUGCACAUGUCAUAUACUUGGGUCCUAUGCAGCUUCUUCAAAAGUUGUUAAUAAUACAAGUGCAAAUAUUUUAAAUGUCAUUUCUACUUUUCUUUAUGAAAUAUUCAUUAACAUUUAAUUAGACUAUAUAUAUAUAUCUGUCUGAAUGUAUA
Molecule: messenger RNA, 852 nt
Organism: Camponotus floridanus (Florida carpenter ant)
Lineage: Eukaryota; Metazoa; Arthropoda; Insecta; Hymenoptera; Formicidae
Product: TP53-regulated inhibitor of apoptosis 1
Exons: 4
Coding region: 473-691 (72 amino acids)
Source: RefSeq, a predicted model, not a curated record